This is a messenger RNA of Purpureocillium takamizusanense, 3259 nucleotides long. RefSeq names its product DNA-directed DNA polymerase (gene POL5). NCBI's taxonomy places the organism in Eukaryota, Fungi, Ascomycota, Sordariomycetes, Hypocreales, Ophiocordycipitaceae. The coding region runs from base 68 to 3157 and encodes 1029 amino acids. Gene Ontology annotation, molecular function: transcription factor binding; rDNA binding. The record is from RefSeq and is a predicted model, not a curated record. Gene Ontology annotation, cellular component: nucleolus. Gene Ontology annotation, biological process: regulation of DNA-templated transcription. The transcript is spliced from 2 exons.
GUGCGAUGCGCCAUCGCCAGCGACGGCAAUCGCCCAUCUUUGCGUCUUAAACCCAAUCAACGAAGCAAUGGCCGGCAAGCGUAAGAGAGGACCCAAAGACGGCGCCAAUCCCGGCUCGAAUGCCACAAAAAAGGCUAAGAAUGACGCGAAACUCAACGGACGAAACGCCACCGUGAAACCGAGCUUUGAAAAGAAGCCAUUCGUCGAGACACCAACCGGAGAGGAUCGCAGGCGAGAGGCUGCCCUAUACGAGCUCCUUGGGAGUGAAGAUGACGGUGAACGCAUAGAGGCCGCCGACUGCAUCGUAUCGAGCCUCCUGGGCGGGGAUGGCGUGCCGGAAGCCGUUCUGCUGCGACAUCUUGAUCGACGACUCUUCCGGGGCCUCGCGAGCGGUCGCAAUGCUUCUCGGAUCGGAUUCAGCCUCGUAAUCGCCGAGAUCCUGGGGCAGCUUUUUGCGGAGGAUUCAAAGCUGGGAUCCAAGUAUCCAGACCUCACUUUUGAAAAGGUCCUGGGCUUGCUGGUGGACAAGACGCAGGCCAUCGGCAACAUUCCCGGCCAGGAGGAGCGCGAUCACUACUUUGGCCAACUCUUUGGACUAGAAUGCUUUGUGCGGUCACGGACACUAUUUUCGGAUAUAUCAAGGUGGCACUCCGUGCUGGAUCUGCUGCUGAAGCUCAGCAACAAGAAGAUCUGGCUGCGCUCGCAGUGCGGGUGGGUCUUGGUGCAGGCCCUCGAGCAGUCGAGCAGAAAGGAGGCCGAGGCCACGCUGCUCAAGGUCGCGGAUGCAGGCUUGGCCAAGACCCCAGAAGGCGUCGCUGCUUGGCUCGUUGCGCUGAAUCGCUACUCCGACAUCAAGCUGAAGCCAUGGCAGCACCCCCUUUCCACCAAGUCCCUCGGCGACCUGGCUGCCGUCCUCAAGGAAAGCUUCAAGGACUCGAACAAGGAAUCCAACGAAAAGUCACAGAACAACGGCAAACAGGCGAGCUGGACAGCGCAGCUGCACUUUGUUUGGGACAUCAUCAUCGGGUGCUACGUAAAGGGCGGCGCAGCCGCAGAUACGGACGGCCUUUCCCAGUUUUACAACCGCGUCAUCGAUGAUGGCUUGUUUUCCAAAAAUGCAACAGAUGGCCAGAAGUUCAAGGGGUUCAUGGUCUUCCAGAAGCUGCUCGAGGCACUGGUUGGCCAUCAUGACAAGCUGCAAUGCCUGUUUACCAAAAAUUUCAUGACAUGCCUGAUCAACCAGGCUGCUAAGGAGGAUAGGUAUUUGCACAGGGCCGCCGUGAAAGCGCUCCGAGCUAUUGAGAACGUGGUUUCUCAACAUCCCAAUACCCUCCCCGUCAUCCUUGGAAGCUUGCUGGGGAAUAACGGCGCCUACAACUUCGACCAGCGCACGAGCACCAAGACCGUCGACAGGCUUUUACAAAACAUCAGCCGCGACAACGCACAGGAUUCGCUGGUAGUCAUCCGUCUGCCUUUGGCGACACUGAAGAAAAAGGACAGUGACGAGGCCAAGGCUAUCCUCCGAGUCUACGCCGACUACCUGGCCAAGGUUCUCAACGCGUUCGCAUCAAGCUCUGCAGAAGCUUCAUCGGAUUCGAAGCAUGGUUCUUCUUUUGGCCCGGUGCUCCAGGAGCUCUCAGCCUUGGCGUACUCGACCCCCAAGAGUAUUCCUGAGGAUGCCCUGACAGAUCAGAUCCGGGAGCUCUGUCGGUCCCGAAUCGAGUCAUCGCUUGCCCGCUUGACUCGUAAUGCCGACGACUUCAGUGUUUUCUGCAAUGCAAUCGCCUCCAUCGACCCGGCGUCAAGAAACAUGGCAGACGAUAUCAAAGUGGCCAUGAACGACGCAUUGGCGAGAAUGAACAAGCUCUUGAAGCGAAAAUCAAAAAGCAAAGACGACCAAAGCUUGGCGCAGGGCUUGGCUAUGCUACACGCCAUCUCUAUUUUCCAGUUGUACAACGAGGAUCCUGAUGCAAUGGAAGUGUUGAACGACCUGGCGCAGUUCUACGAGAGACUCAGGUCAGGCAGUGUCGGCGACAAGAGCGAGGGCAGCUCGGAGCUUCUGGUCGAGAUCCUGCUUUCAAUGGUUGCGCGCCCAUCGUCUUUAAUGAGGCAGGUGUCUCAACAGGUGUUCGACGCCUUCACCAGCCAGAUCUCCGCCGAGGGCCUCGAGCUGCUGACUGGCCCCCUCGCAUCUGGCGAGAGCACCAAGGGCCAAAAGGAACUUUUCAACACGGAGGAUGACGCCAUGGACGUGGACGCGGACGAGGACGGAUCCUCUGAUGGGGAGAACAGCGUUGAGGAAAUCUCUGACGUUGAGAUCGACUCUGAUGUGGAGUUUGUUGGUCUUGCUGGCGAAGGCGGCGAUGAGAGCGGAGGUGACGACGAGGAUGAUGGUGACGAGGAAGAGGACGAAGACGAGGGAGGUGAGGGGGGUGCUGCCGAGAAACAAGAACCGCAAGAUCUCGAUGAGCUCGUGGGCGCCAUCCUCAAGAGCCAUCGCCUCGACAAGGACGCAGAUGCCGUCGAGUCAGCCUCGGACGGCGACAUGUCCGACUCGGAGAUGCUGGCUCUCGACGAGAAGCUCGCCGAGGUCUUCAAGCAGCGUGUCAAAGCUCAUCCGGACAACAGCAAGAAGCAGAAGAAGGACGCCAAGCAGUCCGUCGUCAACUUCAAGCACAGAAUCCUGGACCUGCUCGACAUUUACGUCCGCAACGAGGCCCUCAACCCCCUCGCCUUCUCCCUCCUCGUCCCGCUUCUCGGCCUCAUGCGCACCACCUCGACCAAGCCGCUCGCCAGCCGCGCCUGCGAGAUCAUCCUCGGCUUCCAGCGUGGCCUCCGCAAGGCCAGGGCGGGUCGCGACGGCGCCGGCGAGGACAAGGCCCAGCCGGCCGCCGAUGACCUCCUCCCGCUGCUGGUCGAGGUGCACGACGAGGCGGGCAAGGACAACUCGCAUGCGUACGCCAAGGCGGCCAGCGCUGCGAGCCUCAUCGUCGCGUCCGCCAUGUUCGCCGCGGACAAGGACGCCAUCAGGCAGAUUGCGGCCGUGUAUGCCAAGACUCAGUCCGGCUGGGUGCUCGGGGAGGUCCAUCUCCAGACGUCCUUCUUUGCCGACUGGAACAAUUGGUGCCAGAAUCAGGCGUCGCAAGCGCGCCAUUGAACUUGAUACCCAUGCCUAAAGAGCUGUAUAUCGCAAACAUAGAACUGUAUGGAAUAGAUAGACAUAAUAUCACGAUGAUGGCGGCGACGCGCCAACAGCCAC